UAUAUUUUGCAUAAAAGUGCUGGUUUGAGCAGCCGUUGACAGUGAAGGACUGAUCUUUGAACCGUGAAGUCGGUUGUGAACCUAGUGUCGGACGACCGUGGACACGAUUGCUAGACCUGUGAAAUUAAUGCUUAGUAGAAUGUCUGGACUUAAAAGAUGUAUCAGUCAAGUGUCCAUGUUCAUGACAGGGAAGCCGAUAAAUUCAUCUGAAUCAGCGUGGAGAGAGGAACUGCAAAAAUACCGUCAAGCCCGCUACGCAGCAAGGCGCGUCAGAAAACGCGUCAUCUUCAAUCCCAACAGCACUACAGAAUUCAUUCCCUGUCUCAACAACGUCAAUUCGUUCACCGGCUGUUUCCUCUUUUCCGUCGAAACUCAGCACACCAUCGGUUACGGCUCUAGAACCACCAAUGAAGAGUGCCCUGAAGCUAUCUUUGUUAUGUGCUUACAGAGUAUCGUCGGUGUAUUCAUUCAAGCUUUCAUGGUGGGAAUCGUAUUUGCAAAGCUAUCUAGACCAAAGAAACGCGCCCAAACCCUGCUUUACUCCAGAAAUGCAGUGAUAUGCCUCCGAGACGGACAACUGUGUCUGAUGUUCAGAGUUGGGGACAUGAGGAAAUCGCAUAUUGUUGAAGCGCAUAUAAGAGCACAAAUUAUACGCCGCAAGAUGACAAGAGAAGGGGAAGUGUUGCCAUUCUACCAGCAGGAACUGAAGGUCGGCGCAGACGGUGAGGAAGACAGACUGAUGUUCAUUUGGCCGAUGACCAUAGUGCAUAAAAUCAAUGAAAAAUCUCCGCUAUACAACCUCUCAGCUUCAGACAUGCUGAGAGAGAGAUUUGAGAUAGUUGUUAUGUUAGAGGGCGUGAUCGAGUCUACAGGUAUGACGACUCAAGCACGCAGCAGUUUCCUACCAUCAGAAAUACUUUGGGGACAUCGUUUUGAAACAAUGGUGUCGUUCAGAAAAGAUACUGGAGAGUAUGAGGUGGAUUACACUCGCUUCAAUAACACCUAUGAGGUAGACACACCUCUUUGUUCUGCAAAGCAGUUGGAUGAGCUGAGGGCAACCGUAUCCACCUCUCAGAAAUUAGAUCGCAUGCUAGGCACAAUACCAAAGACUUUCUCCAAUGACACCCUGGACCUGAGUUCUGUCGAUUCCAUGUCGUUAGACGAACACAUUGAGAUCAAAAUCCCAGAAGCAAGAGUCAGAGAGAACAGGCUGAUGGCACAGAACAACUUCGUGCAGCACGUCAACGAGAAAUUAAAGAACCAUAGUCAUUUAGCGGUCGAAAAUGGACAAGUACCUCUACCUAAGAACCUUUCUAUGACAGGAAUGAAUGUGGAAGCUAAAGAUAUUGUACAACCGAAAGAAGGCAAUAUACAGCGCAGUCACAGCCAUGCUAGUAUGAAGCGCGCGCACGGACUGACGCCAAACGGCGUCGGACAUCAUGGCCCUGAGAAGGACCAGAAAAUUAAAAAAUCUCCAAGCGACAAUCACAUAGUUGAAAAGAUACCAGUCCAUCCUAUUCCGAUACUGGUGACGUCACCAGCUCCAGAGCCGGCUUGACUUGAAGUAUUCCAGCAUAUCCAUGCAUUAAUAGCUAGUACCUACUACCCAUACAGUAGUCCACAUCUUCAAAAUUACAAAUAUUAGUGCUAUAUAUAAAUGUUACACUGGAACAAAUGCGAAAUGUAUAAUUCAAAAGUCACUGGACAUAAUAUAGCAUUCGUUUGGAUAAUAUAAUUGUAUUUAAAUCUAGAUAUCUUUUACUAAAUAUAAAUUAAGCACAAUAUAGAAAUGUAUGGGAAGAAAUAUUCUCAUUAAGGUAAAAAUAUCAACAAAAUAAAUUAUCAGAAACUUAAUAAAUUACACUACAUACAAGAAAUUACGUCUACAUUAUUAAUACUAGCUGAUACUGUGCGGCUUCAUCCGCAUGAAAUUAAUAAAAUUAUAUUUUAUUGUU
Molecule: messenger RNA, 1955 nt
Organism: Papilio polytes (common Mormon)
Lineage: Eukaryota; Metazoa; Arthropoda; Insecta; Lepidoptera; Papilionidae
Product: G protein-activated inward rectifier potassium channel 3-like
Exons: 9
Coding region: 128-1558 (476 amino acids)
Biological process (GO): potassium ion import across plasma membrane; regulation of monoatomic ion transmembrane transport
Cellular component (GO): plasma membrane
Molecular function (GO): inward rectifier potassium channel activity
Source: RefSeq, a predicted model, not a curated record